AUGGAACUCCCUCGUCUCCACUCCAUACUUCGCUCGCCGUUUCGUUUCUCACCACAUCGCCGGCGAAUCCGAACCCAUCGCGCUUCCGGCUCCCUCAAACAUCCCGGAUCUGGUCUCGACUUUUCUUCCCCUGCCUACGCCGAGGCCUGUUUCCGUUUCGACAUUCUUGAUUGCUUCAGGGACCUGCUCUUACUCGGGUUCAACGCGAGCCGGAGCGACAACAGCAGCGAGCUGGGGCGAACGUUAUUCCUCUGCAAUCCAUUCACCAAGCGAUGGGUCGCCCUGCCUUUAGCCCCUCGGAGGUGGCUCCGACCGUACACAGAUGCUUGCUGA
Linum tenue is the source of this 333-nucleotide messenger RNA. Lineage: Eukaryota; Viridiplantae; Streptophyta; Magnoliopsida; Malpighiales; Linaceae. The record is from the annotation of a GenBank genome assembly.